Platichthys flesus (European flounder) is the source of this 2398-nucleotide messenger RNA. It is a transcript of the gene sycp2l, whose product is annotated as synaptonemal complex protein 2-like. The transcript has 25 exons. Bases 133 to 2253 code for a protein of 706 amino acids. NCBI's taxonomy places the organism in Eukaryota, Metazoa, Chordata, Actinopteri, Pleuronectiformes, Pleuronectidae. The record is from RefSeq and is a predicted model, not a curated record.
AUUUUAACACUGAUAUCCCUCCGAUGUCGCGGGACUUCUUUGUGUCCCUGCGCAGCCUCGACGCUGUGACGAGUUAAUUGACUGCAGCUGAGCGCGCUCCCGUCACGCGCACCGCGGCGGAGAAGAAGAACGAUGUUCCAGGUGCAGCUGCAGGACUCUCUGAUUGGUGGAGACUCGUAUCAGCUGGUUUCUCUUCUUCAGUCUGAAGGUCUGAGUAGCUCCGCCCUCAACACUCUCGACCAAUGGGUUACCAAGGAUCUGAGUGGGCGUGGCUUCAGCAGAGUCGUGGUCGUGUUGAAGUCUCUACGGAUCCUGUCAGAGAACAGAGGCGACGUUCAGACGCUCCUGGAUUAUGGACUGACUACAAAAGUGUUGCUGUGGUUCGAGGCUGUCCGUGACUUACUGACCUCUGACCUCCAUAAAAGCUCCGCCCCCCUGCUGAGCCUGACUGAGGAGUUCUUCGACUACUUCCUGGUCCUGUCUCAGGCGUCUCUCCCAGUCAGUCAGCUGUCUGUGGUUCUUCUUCAGUUGGCUCAGUUCACUCUGGAACCAGAACUCCACUUCCCCCUGAGACUGGAGGCUAUCAGAACCUUUAACAGCAUCUUGGAGUCUCUGAGCCGAGAGCAGCGGAGACUGAUCCAGAACGAGCAGAACCAGAACAAGAUGCUGGAGCAGGUGGCAGCAGCCGUCCUCACAGUUGGUGACUACGAGCUGCAGGUCAGCCUAUCAGAGGCUCUGUGUCGUCUGACACCCAAGAAGGAUCGACAGCAGAGAGCCAAUCAUUGGUUCUUCAGUAGUGACAUCAGUGGUGCAUUUUGUGACAUCAGAGACGGAGACUUUGAGGUGGACUGCAGACGUUUCCUGAAUUUUGUGAACCGUUACCAUGGCGACCAGAGGAGAAUCUACACCUUCCCUUGUGUCCGGGCGUUUCUUGAUUCCACUCAGCUGUUUCCACCAAAAGACGACAAACUGGACGAGUUCUGGAUCGAUUUCAACGUCGGUUCAGGAUGUGUGAGCUUCUUCGUCGACGAGCCUCAGGGUUUCCUGUGGGGCUCCAUCCACCUGCUCAGAGAGGAUGUUGAUAACUUCAUGUUUCAAGUCACUCAAGACGAAUGCACUGCGGCGAAGACGGUCCUCAGUGUUCAGCUGAUCAAUCCCAUCAUGCAUCACAGCAGCCGAGGUCAGAAGGUGGAGCUGAGCUUCAACUGUGAACAUCAGAGAGAACUGGAGGAGGCUGCGGAGAGAGUCUUCAAGAGAGUGAAGAGCGCCCCAUGUGGUUCAGACCCAGGGGAUCCAGUCAAGGCCCCGCCCCCUGCAAAGGGACACGAGGGUCGAUGGUACAACAGGAAGAAACCACAGAGCAAGAGUCAGCUGAAGAUUCUGCCCCUGUCGUCUCCCAGCAGCGACGAUGACUCCUCAGUGAUGAAGAAUCCAGGAAAAAGUCGAGCUGAGUUUCUAUUUGAUCAGAUCAGACACUCGACUCCGAAGUACGACUCAGGUGCUCCUGUCCGUGCAGAGCCACAGGUCUCACAGGAACACAAGUUUGCAGGAAGUAGUUCUCCAUUACACACGGGAGUGUUCAGCAGAGAGAGGAAGAGAGUGGCUGCAGACUCAGGUCUCACAUCAUCAUUCAGAUUUGAUGAUUUGUUUCUAACUGAUGUUGAUCGUACCUCAGGUUACCUGUCAGACCAAACUGAGGGCACGGCCAAUAAGAGGAGGGUGGAGCCUCAGACAGAAGGGGAGGAGCCUCAUUCAUCAAUGACGGCAUGUUCACCGGAGGAGGCGGGGCCUCCCACAGGAGAGGAGGGGGUGUUUGGAGAAUGGGCGGGCUCUAAUGAGAAGAGGGAGGCGCCCGUAAACACACCGGGUUCAGGGCCGGAGUCAGAACUGACGUCAGACAUCACGGCUGCUUUCAGAAGCUUCAAAGAACGACUGGAGCACAACUUCACCGGCGGCUGGACCACGAUUCAGAACCAGGUUCUACUGUCGCUGAGAGAGAGUCAACAGCAGGUGUCGUCACUGCUCACAGCUGUCCAUCAACACAGGUUGUUGCUGUUGCAGAAGUUUGAAAACGACGUCACUGAUCAACUCAAACAAUUGGAAGAAAACUCAACAACUGUGAACAGCAUGAACACACAGAUACUGAGUUUUUUCCAGAAUGAGAUGCAGCGACUCGGCUCCUUCUGUGACGAACAUCAGCAGCGGUUGAAAUGUUUGGUGAAUGGAGAAUCAGAAAAUCCUUCCACUCAGUGAAGGAGAGAAGACGGCAUCCUAUCAGAGAAUUCUUCAGAUCUGGUUUUGUCUGUUGGGAAUGAAAAUCCAGAUCGAUCAUCGUUGUUUUCACAUUUUUCUGGUGUUUGGGUUUUUCAUUUUUCUACUUGAGUUAAUGGGUCAGACU